GGGCGGAGGUCACUUCGCUGCUCUUCGUCGCCGCCUUCAGUAGCUAUGGGGAGAUCCGGGUCUCUGUGCGUCUUCCUCCUGGCAUUGUCCGCCCUCUGCGCCCACGCUCGCUACAGCGCGGGCGUGGGCGGCGAGGCACGUAGGCGUGUGCUCGUCGAGGAUGAAGUCGAGACCAACGCUUAUUCCGAAAGAAAACUGACAAAAAGAGGAGAUACCGAUCUAGAAAAGAAAACGGGAACACAAAUGCAAGAGAAAACGGACGAAGAAGACAUGCAAAUGACGGAAACACAAAGGGGGGACGAUAAAGAAAGGGAAAUCAAGGAGGAAAGGAUAGAAGAGGAGAAGAUGGGAAAAGAGGAUGAGAGCAUGAUGGGAAGAGUGGGCAGAUGCCAGGCGGUCCCAUACCCCCAAAACUGCCAGUGCCAAUUCAAGGCUUCAGUUUAGAGGAAGCAGACAACAGUGCCAACGAGGAGGAGGAGGUUGAAGAGUCAGUGCCAGUGCCAGGGUCAGGCAAAGAGGGCCUGGUGCCAAUCCUCAACGUUGUUCAUAAUUUCAGAUUCCCCGAGGUCGAGGCCUUUACGUACUCCGAGGGCGAGAUCGUAGUCAAGGAACAAGCGGGCGUCCUGUUCGACCAGCGCCCGUUUUCUUUGAGGGAAGAACCCUUCGCUCAAGAACGGAUCUCCUCUGGAUGCGGAGGGACGUUCACUGCCUUAACCGGAAUCAUCACGUCUCCUUCGUAUCCGUUUAAUUAUCCGAACAACAUCCGAUGUGUCUACAAGAUUAGUCUUCCGUCCGAGUUCACCGUGGGGCUGGACUGCAACGACUUCUCAGUACAACCCGGAGAUAAGGGCUGCGAGAAUGACUUCCUGGCGGUGUCGGACAACGGGGGACCGGAUGAGCCGACCAAUCAAUUCUGUGGCGACAAGGCCAUCGCUGCCUUUUCCUCCAGCAACAACCUGACUCUCGUGUUCCAGACAGAUUCGACUUACAGGUACAGAGGCUUCAUGUGCCGGUACAGAGCGCUAAAUGCAGAUGGUACAGGCGCAGUUGGGACUGUCACGACAAACAACACGGCAGCUGAACACACAGUCAUCUGCACAGGACCCGGAGAUGACGGUUGGGCAGGGAAGUGUGGGGUGAGUAACAAGAAAACGAGAAUCGUCGGAGGAGCUGCCACCACGGAACAUGAGUUUCCUUGGAUGGUAGCCGUGCUGAAGGUAUGUGGCAAAUACAUGGAACACUAUUGCCACAUAUGCGGAGGAACCAUCAUCCACAGCCAAUGGAUUCUCACUGGAGCUCACUGCCUCGUCAGUGUACCAGUUGAAACCAUAGCCAUGUUACUGGGAGACCACAACCUGUACACACUCACACCAUCGCAGAAGUUCUUCCGUGUCGAGGCAGUGUAUGUACACCCUGACUUCAAUGUGCCGUCUCCACUCAACAAUGACAUCGCUUUGGCUAAACUUCCUCAGAGCAUAGCCUUUAGUCAACACGUGGCCCCCAUCUGUAUUCCUCCAAAGGACUAUAUCGACCUCCUUAACCUCCUUCCACGCACGUUGGAGGAGGAGGAGACUACCACGCCCGUAGCCAGGGUCAUCGAAGGUCACGAGGACGUCCAGGGUAUUAGGCAAGGGGUAACUACGGAAGUUCCCAAGUCUCAUACGAUUAUUCACAAAGCCUUCGAAAACCGCAACGUCUCCGUUUUCGGCUGGGGAACCAUCGAUGACGAUGGCACCGUGGCCCAGAUGCUGCGUGGCGUGUCGGUCCAGAUCCUCCCCAACGACUUCUGCGACUAUUACUACGGCCUCAUGACUGAUACCAUGAUGUGCACUUCGGGCGAGGGCGGCCAUGGGCCUUGCAGGGGCGACAGCGGGUCACCAGCCCAGAUGCUGAUGGUGGACGGCCGCUGGCUCCAGGUGGGCGUGCUCGCUUUCGGGGCGGCCUACGGAUGCGAAGUGGGCUAUCCCUCGGGCAACGUCCUCCUGCCGCUCUACGUAGGGUGGCUCGAAUACGUGACAGGAUUCGACUUUUCGGAGUAUUAUUAAGAGGGGUCGGACGAGACGGGAUUCGCUCGUGGGUCGCGUGAAGCGGUUUCGGUCUCGGUUGCGAUGCGUUUUUGUUUCUACGGAUUGUUGUGGAUUUAUAUGUUCAUGACGUGAGGUAUUUCUGAAAAAGAAAAGAAAAAGAAAAUGGUAAUGAUAAUUUCGAUAAUUUCAUUUCGUUUGUUUCGGAGCUUCGGUUGAUGCAGGACACGUAAGGAAACGUUGUAGAUUUAUGUGUCCUUGAUGUGAAGUGUUACUGAAAAAAAAGUUCAUAAUCCAAUAGGAUUUUAUUUUUUCCGGCUCCUUUGAAGACUAAUGACAAUAGGAUUUUUUAAAAAUAAAUGUUAUUUGUCGAUUACAUUUUUAAUUAAAGACUUUAAUGAGGGAUUUUAUUUGAUAUUUUUAAACCACAUUUCUUUUGUUUUAGAUUCACUCUAAUCAUAUAUAUUUUACAUUUCACUAUCCCUUGACGCGAAAAACGCAACACAUAGAAUCAAGCAAGUUCAAAGCGUAACAUUUUGCUGCGAACU
Messenger RNA from Penaeus monodon (black tiger shrimp), 2572 nucleotides. RefSeq names its product ovochymase-1-like. Lineage: Eukaryota; Metazoa; Arthropoda; Malacostraca; Decapoda; Penaeidae. The record is from RefSeq and is a predicted model, not a curated record. Gene Ontology annotation, molecular function: serine-type endopeptidase activity. Gene Ontology annotation, biological process: proteolysis.